This is a messenger RNA of Brienomyrus brachyistius, 3469 nucleotides long. RefSeq names its product asparagine synthetase (gene asns). The transcript is spliced from 12 exons. Bases 415 to 2151 code for a protein of 578 amino acids. The record is from RefSeq and is a predicted model, not a curated record. Lineage: Eukaryota; Metazoa; Chordata; Actinopteri; Osteoglossiformes; Mormyridae. Gene Ontology annotation, cellular component: cytosol. Gene Ontology annotation, molecular function: asparagine synthase (glutamine-hydrolyzing) activity.
GCAAGGCAGCGUUCCUUGACUCCAAUGCAGCCCAGAAGUUCCGGAUGCCCCGAACCAAGUGCAGCGAUAUGAUGUUUUAUCUAUAGCAAAACUAAACAAGAUCUUCAGUUCGUCAUUCCACUGCUCCAAUGUAAUGCUGUAUCAAGCUGAUAAACGGAUAAAAUUAAAUGAUGCAACCGAGCACGCUGUUGCGAAUGCCGCGUUUGGGAAACACGGAGAGGCUCCGCGAUUCUCCCCUCCGCCCGGCGCUGACCUGAACGUGCACAGUCACCGAUCUGUGCCGGGUUUUCUUGUCUUCCGUGCGGUAUUACACGAUCCGGUUUUAUACAGUAUGCAAGCGUGGGACCUUCCUUUUUACGCAGAAAGCCGUCUGGAGGAAUAUUUAAUUUCCGUUUUAUCUGAUCCAGCUGCAGCAUGUGUGGGAUAUGGGCCCUGUUCGGCAGCGACGAGUGCCUGGCCAUCCAGUUCUCCAACGCCAUGAGGAUAGCGCACCGUGGGCCGGACGCCUUCCGCUUCGAGAACGUCGAUGGCUUCACCUGCUGCUGCUUUGGCUUCCACCGAUUGGCUAUUGUAGACCAGCUGUGCGGAAUGCAGCCCCUGAGGGUCCGCAAGCUUCCUUACCUGUGGCUCUGCUACAACGGCGAGAUCUACAACCACCAGACGCUGAAAAACCGAUUCGAGUUUAAUCACGAGACCAAGGUAGACGGAGAGAUCUUGCUUCACCUGUAUGACCGGUUUGGGAUUGAGAAGAUGGCCUCCCUGCUCGACGGGGUGUUCGCCUUCAUCCUCCUGGAUGUCGCCAACCGCAAAGUGUUCCUGGGGAGGGACACGUAUGGCGUGCGGCCCAUGUUCAAACUGAUCACAGAUAACGGCUUUCUGGCUGUGUGCUCGGAGGCCAAAGGUCUAACCACACUCAACCACACCAUGGACACGGACCCUCCAAUCACGCCUUUCCCACCGGGACACUUUGAGGUGUUCAACUUGAAGAUGAAUGGGAAGGUGGAGUCCGUUCAUCUGGAUCGCUUCCACACCUGCACCAGCGAGCCCAAACACGUCAUCUUUGACAGCGUGGGGACUCUGGCCUCAGGUUACGACCUUGAGACAGUGAAAGGAAACAUCAGGAUCCUCUUUGAGAACGCAGUGCGGAAACGCCUCAUGUCCCAUCGGAGGAUCGGGUGUCUCUUGUCAGGUGGCCUAGACUCCAGUCUGGUGGCCGCCACGCUGAUGAAACUGGCCAAAGAGGAGGAUAUCAAGUACAAGAUUCAAACCUUUUCCAUCGGUGCUGAAGACAGCCCCGACAUCCUGGCUGCACGCAAGGUGGCAGCACACAUCGGCAGCGAACACCACGAGGUGAACUUCACGCCAGAAGAGGGCAUCAAGGCUGUGGACAAAGUCAUCUACCACCUGGAGACGUAUGAUAUCACCACCAUCCGGGCGUCUGUUGGGAUGUACCUGGUGUCGGAGCACAUCAGAGCAAAGACGGACAGUGUUGUUAUCUUUUCUGGCGAGGGAUCCGAUGAGCUCACGCAAGGGUACAUCUACUUCCACAAGGCACCAUCUCCAGACGCUGCGGCAGAGGACAGCGUUCGCCUGCUAAAGGAGCUGUACCUGUUUGACGUACUGCGAGCUGACCGCACCACAGCUGCACAUGGGUUAGAGCUUAGGGUGCCUUUCUUGGACCACAGAUUCACAGCGUAUUACCUGUCCCUGCCCCCUGAGAUGAGGGUCCCCAAGGAUGGGGUGGAAAAGCACCUGCUGAGAGAUGCCUUCAAGGGCCUUAACCUGAUUCCGGACGACAUCCUCUGGAGGCGCAAAGAGGCCUUUAGCGAUGGUAUGACGUCCAUGAAGAAGUCGUGGUACUCCAGCCUGCAGGACCACCUUGAAUCUGAGGUGAAUGAUAUGCAGCUGGAAAAUGCCACCAAAACAUUUCCCUAUAACCCCCCCCGCACGAAAGAGGCCUUCUAUUACCGGCAGGUGUUUGAGAAGCAUUUCCCAGGUCGGGCAGAGUGGCUGUCCCACUACUGGAUGCCCCGGUGGAUCAAGGCCACAGACCCCUCCGCCAGGACCCUGUCCAUAUACAAGCCAGACAAGGCGACCAAAGCUGACAAGCUUAACGCGGACGACCAGCCAAAGAGUGUUGGGUUCUGCUAAUGAGCAGCUUAAAUCCUGUUCUGCCUUCUACUGAUAACAAGCUAAAGAUUUAGUCAAUAAGGAUAGAAAAAAAAAUCUCCUUUAGGUGAAUGAAAAGUAUAGAUUUUAAUUUGUUUACAUUAAAAAUGCUGGCGUAGACAGAAUUAUAAAAAACUUACCGGAAAAUAAAAUAACUAAUGUGUGUUUAGCGUACAAUGGAAUUUCGUAAAUAUGCACUUAAUCCGGUGUGGAUGAAAAUCUGUGGAAUGACGUAUAUUCAGGAGAAGCAGCGGAGCACUGCUGUACUGAUGGGAGAUUGAGAUUAAAUGGGAUACAGUAACCAAAGUAUUUAUAUAGGACCAUUAGAAGCCAUGUUGCUUAUCUGGUUGUGAUAUUUACGAGUGAUGAGUUCUCAUUACCAUGAAAUACCUUGAUGGAUCCAUUUUUCCAAAGGUCGCCUUUCUGCACACCUUAAAUCUCUGAGUGAGACGUGAACGUGCUCAGUGGCGUGUGUCUCAAUCGGACCGCGCCGCUCCCCUCGCCCCCUGCUGUCUGCCCGUGGAACCUCAGAUUCGGGUCCGUCUUACUGGUUGCAGAGUGCUUUGGCUGCUUAUGCUUUCCCCCAGCUGGGAGACCACCAGCCCUAACGCAGGUGUUUCUCAGCCGUGGGACGAUAUCAUUAUAUGCAGCCUCCCAUAGCGUGUAACCUGUCCAGUCUGGGCUCUUUGCUAACACCCCCCCCCCCGCCCAAUGAUGGUGCGGCUAAUUGUCAAACACCCCAAUAAAUAAAUUCUGAUGACACCCAACCCCCACCCCACCACCCUGUAGCAGUCAGCAGAUUUUCACUGUUUUUCAUAGUAACAUCCCCCUGAAAAACACCCCCCUGAAACAGUACAUCUGUCCCACUAUCAUAUUGCUUGGGACAGAAUUUUGGUCGUGCUUAAGAUCGUUACUUGCUUUCCUGUCCCGUUCUCCGUCAUCCGUGACAGACAUUGAUGAUCUACUUAUGUUCCUGUCUGGCUGCUAUGUUUUGCUUGCUUCCUUUCACAGUCAGCAUGCAUGUCGGCAGGACGGUGCUCGUCUGUCUGUCUGUGUGGAUUUUCCGCUGGUACUACAGUGUCCUCCCACAGUCCAGAGACACACAGGGCAGGUGAAUGCUUGUCGCUGUCCACUUGGAGAUAAGCAGGCAUGUAUCAAAAUGCAUAAAAUGCAAAUCAUGCUGGAUUUUGAUUUAUAUCUGUGGUCAAACUGCACACUGAAAGAUCCUAUAUUUUGAAGAUUCAAUAAAUGUGAGCAGCAACUGGAUAAUAUUCCAGUCUGUGACUUGCCGUCGUAUUCA